AUGGAGGAUACAGUCUCAAGGUCCGUUGACCAAGCGAGCCCAAGUCUCCGCGACCUCAGCAUUAAAAUCCACGAAAACCCCGAACUCAACUACGCCGAGCACAGAGCCCACAGCGAAAUUUGCAACUUCCUCACCAGCCAGGGCCUCAAUAUCACCAUAACCCCCAAAGCCUACGGCCUCGACACAUCCUUCCUCGCCGAAUACGGCCAGGGCGGCCGGGUGGUAACCUUCUGCGCCGAGUACGAUGCCCUGCCUAAGAUCGGGCACGGCUGCGGCCACAAUCUCAUAGCAGUCACCUCCAUCGCCGCAUUCCUGGCCUCCGUCGCAGUCCUCAAGGAGAGCAACACCCCCGGAAGAGUGCGUCUGCUAGGCUGCCCUGCUGAAGAAGGCGGCGGCGGGAAAAUAAAGCUCAUCAACGCGGGCGCAUUCACAGGGACUGAUGCCGCGCUCAUGAGCCACCCCCUCUCGCAUCUGCCGCAUAUCAGCGCCCGCUCUGCGGGUGUCGCGUACGGGACAUGUUUGGCUGCAGUAGGGUUCUCGGCCAGGUUUAAUGGGAAGCCCGCGCAUGCAGGUCAGACGCCAUGGUUGGGACUGAAUGCUCUUGAUGCGGCUUCCCUGACGUACUCGGCGGUGGGUUUGCUCAGACAGCAUAUCAAGCCAACCGAUCGGAUCGGAAUCAUUCUUCCAGAGGGGGGGGCGGCGACAAAUAUCAUCCCUGAUAAGGGUGCCAUCGAAUGCACUGUUCGAUCGGCGACGUUGAAUGAUAUGCAGAGUUUGCGGACCAAGGUUGAGAACUGCUGUCGUGGGGCUGCGUUGGCUACGGGGUGUACUGUUGAUAUUGUCCCAGGGUGGGUUCUGUUUCUUCUCCCUAUAGGGUCUGGCAGUGGCGAUGCUAACAUUGUUAGAAUGGACGCCUAUGCCGAUAUUCGCCCGAACGACAGUCUAUGCUCCGAGUUCACUCGGUAUAUGGGCACCCUAGGGCGAGAAUACUACUGUGAUUUGCAGCUAAAGGAUGUUGGCACAUUCAGCACUGACAUGGGCAAUGUCAGUUAUGAAGUCCCUUCAUUCCACGGCCUCCAUUUCAUCCCCACGCCCGGCGGGACGGCCAUGCACACGGAGGGAUUCCGCGAUGCUGCGAAAACACAAGAGGCUCACGAUGUCUGCAUGGGUGUUGCGAAGGGUCUGGCUGUAGCUGGGUUACGGGUUCUAUUUGAUGAUGGAUUUGCGGCGCAGGCGAAGGCCGAUUUCGAGCAGGAUAGGAAGUUCAGAUAG
Aspergillus puulaauensis is the source of this 1272-nucleotide messenger RNA. RefSeq names its product M20 family metallopeptidase. The record is from RefSeq and is a predicted model, not a curated record. Bases 1 to 1272 code for a protein of 423 amino acids. Lineage: Eukaryota; Fungi; Ascomycota; Eurotiomycetes; Eurotiales; Aspergillaceae. The transcript is spliced from 3 exons. Gene Ontology annotation, molecular function: dipeptidase activity.